CAGCUGCGAGGAGGGAGGACAUUUCCUGUUCAACUCUUCCGUGUACAGCAGCUCAGCUGACUGUCAGCCAUGCGGUUCCGUUUCUGUGGAGAUCUGGACUGCCCAGACUGGGUACUUGCCGAAAUCAGCACUUUAUCGAAGAUUUCAAGUGUCAAAAUGAAACUCCUCUGUGCUCAAGUGCUAAAGGACUUGCUCGGAGAUGGCAUUGAUUAUGACAAGGUAACAAAGCUUACUGCAGAUGCAAAGUUUGAGAGCGGAGACAUCAAAGCGAGUGUGGCAGUGCUCAGCUUCAUUUUCUCCAGUGCAGCAAAGCAUGAUGUUGACAGUGAAUCUCUGUCUAGUGAACUGCAGCAGCUCGGCCUGCCAAAAGAGCACACAACAGGGCUCUGCAAAGCAUAUGAAGACAAGCACUCUGCACUGCAAGGCAAACUAAGAGAGACAAGUUUGCGGUUGGGCCAACUGGAGGCUGUGUCCUGGCGCGUAGAUUACACUUUGAGCUCCAGCGAGCUGAGGGAGGUGAAUGAACCUGUGAUUCAGCUAAAACUGCAGACACAAGGAGCAGAGUCAGGUUCCACAGAGAUGACUGUUGUUUCUGUUUCCGCUGACAAGCUAAGAGUCUUGCUGGCAGAGCUCAAACAAGCACAGGCUAGGAUGAAUGCACUACAAUGAAGAUUGGACAAUAAAGUCAGACCUCAUUGUCUGAUCAAGAACUGGACACAAAUGAUGCUGAUGGGCUGCCAAAAGUGCCACACUUACAUCUUGUACAGUACAAUUUUUUAUAUAUAAAUGUAGUCUUCUUAAUGGUCAUGUGAAUGGCUCAUUUCAAAUUUGUAUUGACUGAUAUUUAAUUGUAUUUUUCUACCACAUAAUUGGUAUGAAUGUCUCCAGCCAGAACAAGAAUACUGAGUGAACCAUUUUUGUAAAAUAUUGUAUAUUAAUUGACAUUUUGAUUUGAAUGAUGUCCAUUGUUUGUGUUUGACCUUUUUAUGCUUAUAAAUAACAGAAUAAAUGUAAAACAAUGA
Molecule: messenger RNA, 1022 nt
Organism: Centropristis striata (black sea bass)
Lineage: Eukaryota; Metazoa; Chordata; Actinopteri; Perciformes; Serranidae
Gene: commd4
Product: COMM domain containing 4
Exons: 8
Coding region: 70-669 (199 amino acids)
Source: RefSeq, a predicted model, not a curated record